UGUGGGGAGAGCCCAGCGUGGCUAGGAACCGGCUUGUCCCUGUCCCCUCGCUAUGCUGCGCUCACGCACGGGAGACCCGCCUGUGAGCUGCCGACCCGGAAAAGCCCCACGUUCCGUCUUCCCAAAGGGCAAUGUGCCACUUUCCUGCCCUCCCUCUACGGGCCUUGCACUUCUAGGGGCCGAUCUGCCCGACAUCCAAAUCCCAGCCCACCGGGCUCCCACCUUAAGCAGUUUAGAGCGCCUCACUUGACGCCUGCCACGGGGCGUGGGAUUGCGUAACCAGAAAGCUCGCGUGUGUGUUGUUUUGCUCAUCUGUGCAGUGGGUAUGAUUUUUUUUCGACACCAAGUUCUAGGUUCUGGUUUUCACCAUGGCCAUCACUCAGUUUCGGUUAUUUAAAGUUUGUACCUGCCUAGCAACAGUGUUGUCGUUCCUAAAGAGAUUAAUAUGCAGAUCUGGCAGAGGAAGGAAAUUAAGUGGAGACCAAAUAACUUUGCCCACUACAGUUGAUUAUUCGUCUGUCCCUAAGCAGACAGACGUGGAGGAGUGGACUUCCUGGGAUGAAGAUGCACCCACAAGUGUGAAGAUUGAAGGAGGGAAUGGGAAUGUAGCAGCGCAGCAGAACUCUUUGGAACAACUGGAACCUGACUAUUUCAAAGACAUGACACCAACUAUACGGAAAACUCAGAAAAUUGUCAUUAAGAAGAGAGAACCAUUGAAUUUUGGUGUCCCAGAUGGUAGCACAGGUUUUUCCAGUAGAUUGGCAGCUACACAAGAUAUGCCUUUUAUUCAUCAAUCUUCAGAAUUAGGUGACUUAGAUACAUGGCAAGAAAAUAGCAAUGCAUGGGAAGAGGAAGAAGAUGCAGCCUGGCAAGCAGAAGAAGUUCUGAGGCAGCAGAAAAUUGCAGACAGAGAGAAGAGAGCAGCAGAACAACAAAGGAAGAAACUGGAGAAGGAAGCACAACGUCUGAUGAAGAAGGAACAAAACAAAAUCGGUGUGAAGCUUUCCUAACACACGCCUCGUCGUGCCCCGGGCCAGCAGGAGAAGUCGGGCCACAGCCUACACACGAGCAUUCCUAUGGACGGGACAGUAUUUUCAGAAUACAAACACUCUGCUUGAUCUCAAUGUGUUUAUUGAGCUAUCCAGGACACCAGGAUUCUCCCAUAAUACCUUGAACUAUUAGUAAUCAAGACUCAAAACAUAAAAUUAAUGAGACAAUUAUUUUCUUCAAAGUGUUCCAAAUAUAAGACAAUUGUUUGCUGUAGAGAAGUUAUUUCACGAGGAAUAUACCUGACGAGUACCUCUCAAGCUAGUUUUUCUAGCUGAAUAAAUGGGUGUAAAUAAUUUUAUGGUGGAAAAGUACUCUGCUAUCUAUUAUGCUUUUGUUCAUUGUGCAUAAUUAUAAAAUAAUUUUAAUAAUCUUUGUUUCCAUGAUCACUUGAUGUAAAUUAGAUAAACUGUAGGUAGGGCUUUAUACCCUUCUUAAUUUUGUUUUCAGGUACUGUUGACAUACAUUUUCUAUAAUUUGAACUGGCAUUGUUUGGUACAACAUUAAGGAAUAUUAUGAUUUGGGUUUUUAAGAAAAUAACAUUAAAUGCAAUAAUUUUAUUUAUCAAAUACUUUGUAUAUCCUUAUUUUCCUUUGAACAGUAUUAUAAUGUUAUACAGAGCUGUAAUUUAUAUAUUGCAUGUAUAAAUGUUGAAAAUCAGCUGCAAUGACAACUUCGUGUGACAAGAACUAGGAUUAGUAGCUUUUCCCUUUCAUUACAGAUGUCAAGAUGUUAACAGUGUUCAUCCUUAAAAGCCAUUUUCAAAUGCAGAAAGCCUUCAGUUUUAAUGGAUUUUUUAAGUGAUUCUUUAAAAUUUCUCUGUUUUGUUUUUGUUUUGUUUUUAAUCUUACAUAAUAUAAUGCAGGGUACCCAUUCUUUCAGCUAGAUAACAUUACUGAUUGAUUACAAACCAAGAUAUACAUAUUUUUGUUUGUGAUAUUGGUUGAUUUGUUUAAAGAAAUAAUUGCAUAUUGUAUUUUAUGGGGAAAACAACAUCUCACAGUUUAAAAUACAUUAAAUUUUUUCCACCAUUGAAAUAUAA
Rattus rattus (black rat) is the source of this 2089-nucleotide messenger RNA. It is a transcript of the gene Ebag9, whose product is annotated as estrogen receptor binding site associated antigen 9. Gene Ontology annotation, cellular component: secretory granule. The coding region runs from base 369 to 1010 and encodes 213 amino acids. The record is from RefSeq and is a predicted model, not a curated record. The transcript has 7 exons. Lineage: Eukaryota; Metazoa; Chordata; Mammalia; Rodentia; Muridae.